GCAUUUAGCUUUUAAUCUCAAGUUUGAUUUCCUCUCCUAUCAUUUAUAAUUAAGAAAAAGAAAAUUGUGUUUGCAAUGUGAUAUUGUAAUUUAUUAGUGACACGAGAAUUGAACAAAUUGAUAGAUUGACUACCAAAAUUGCUAAGCAUGCAAGUAAAAGAAAUAAAAACAUGUGUCCAGAAUUUAAGCUGAUGUGGCAGCAAUAGCGCAAAGUGAGAUCAAGGAACGAAGGGCUGAUGAAAAGGAGUGCAGUUUGCUAGAAACAUAUCAAUCAGAAGACCUGAACUCAAAGAAGGAAUGAAAUGAAAGGUAGGGGAAAGCAAAAGGGAUUGAAGGUGAUACUGUGGCUGAUGGGGAUAUGUACUGUGGGUUACAUAUUAGGCCCUCCUCUCCACUGGCACCUCUCCGAUACUUUAGCGGUCACUCUUUCCUCAUCUUCGUAUUGCGCUACAUGCCACUGCGAUUGCUCUUCUCUGCCCCUCCUCUCUCUCCCUCGCGGAUUGAACAACAACUCUUUUACAGACUGUAUGAAGAAUGACCCAGAGGUGAGCGAGGAGAUGGAGAAAAGCUUUAAAGGUCUGUUGUCAGAGGAAGUGGGGCUGAAGGAAGCUGAAGCGUUAAGAGACCAACAGCGUGCAGAUGUGGCGCUGUUGGAGGCUAAGAAAAUGGCAUCCCAGUAUCAAAAGGAUGCAGAUAAGUGCAAUGCAGGGAUGGGGACUUGCGAGGAGGCAAGGGAAAGUGCUGAAUCCACAUUAGAAGCACAUUUGAGACUUAGUGCAAUGUGGGAACUCAGAGCUCGUCAGAGAGGAUGGAAAGAGAGCAUGGCUAGAUCUCUGCUUCUUAAAUGACAGAUUUCCAUCGUCAGCCUAUAUAAUCCAACUUUUUCAGGAAUCUCUAGUCUUGAACGGCUACGGCACAUGCAAGAAAUCAUGUAACAGUUUUUGAAUUGACCCUUCUUCUGUUCCUCAUUAUCUUGAGGCCCCACUCAAUCUAUUCUUCAAGUUAUGUGCUAAA
Molecule: messenger RNA, 1014 nt
Organism: Ricinus communis (castor bean)
Lineage: Eukaryota; Viridiplantae; Streptophyta; Magnoliopsida; Malpighiales; Euphorbiaceae
Exons: 3
Coding region: 303-848 (181 amino acids)
Source: RefSeq, a predicted model, not a curated record